Molecule: messenger RNA, 1242 nt
Organism: Cryptococcus amylolentus CBS 6039
Lineage: Eukaryota; Fungi; Basidiomycota; Tremellomycetes; Tremellales; Cryptococcaceae
Exons: 1
Coding region: 1-1242 (413 amino acids)
Source: RefSeq, a predicted model, not a curated record
AUGACCCAUCGAUCCCGCAACGGUGGUCCCCCCAAGACCCACAAAAAGAACAAGGCCGCCGGUCCCAACCGCAAGCUUCACCACCCCGCCCCUCCCCCUCGUCCCGAAACACCCCCACCCCCACCCCCCUCUUCCGACCCCCUCCCUCCCCCCGAAGGGCCAUUCAACCCCCCAGACACCGAGCUCCUCGCUCUCAUCCACCGUGCUCUGCACGAAACCCUCCAAGCAGACAACUUCCAAGAGUCUAUCCAGCAUAUCAAGGGGCUGUUGUAUGAGAAGAAGUGGCUGGAGGUGUUUUGUGGGAGUGAGGGGGUGCUGGAGGCGUAUGCGGGGAGGUGGGUGCCGAGUAGGGCGGCGUGUUUUAGGGAGUUGAUGGGGGCGUUGGUGGGGGAGGAAGUGUUUGAGGGGAAGACGAAGAGUUUGGAAGAGAAACUGGCGGAGGUCGACUUGGAAGAGGAUGAGGAUGAUGUAGAGGAGGAGGAAGAGAAGCCUGAAGAAGAAGCGGCAGAACCCUCGCAAGAGGAACAAUCACCUACCCACAACAUCAUCUCCCUGGGUGGCGGCGCCGGCUCCGAACUUCUAGCCAUCUCCGCCCUCAUCCGCUCCACCCUCCUCUCCCGUCCCGUCCAUCACCCCACCUUCACCUUUACCGGUAUCGACAUUGGCAACUGGCACACCGUCCUCUCCAAGCUCGAGCACGCCGUCCGCGUCGACUGGGCCCUCGACAAGGAGGUGCUGGGGGUAGAGUAUGUGAAGGGUGAUUUGUUGAAGAGCGUUGGUAGGAGUGUGGAGGCGGAGGAGAGGAAAGAGGAUGGGAAGAGGGAUGGGGAUGGGGAGAGGGUGGAGGGUGUUGAGGCUGGGCCGAUUGAUUUGGAGGGGAUCUUGAGCAAUAAGCCGCCCAAGCUUAUCACCCUCUUCUUCACGCUCGCCGAGCUUCUUACGCAAUCUCGCUCGUCUACCAUCUCCCUUCUCGCUUUUCUCACUGCCCAUACUGCCCCCGGCACUCUCUUCCUGAUAGCAGACUCUGCUUCAGACAUUUCUGAAUUCAGCCUCGGAGCAGAGGGGAGGAAAUGGCCGGCGUGGAUGAUUGUCGAUGCGAUGUUGACGAGCAAGGGCAAGGGAUGGGAAAAGGUCAGGGGGGAAGAUAGUCAGUGGUUCAGGUUUGAAGAAGGGGUCGGUGCUGGGUGGGCUUGCAAGCUGGAGAACACGAGAUAUUGGUAUAGACUGUAUAGACGCGUUUAA